AAUGGUCUCCUCCUGCAGGCAGCCCGAGCCUAUGCAGACCAGAAAGCAGCAACUCAGUCUAGCCAGAUGGAUGACCUGCCCUCCUCCAUGCUGCUGAAAGAUUAUCAGAACGUCCCAGGAAUUGACAGGGUUGAUGAUGUUGUGAAAAGACUCUUGUCCCUGGAAAUGGCCAACCAGAAGGAGAAAAUGAAGAUAAAGACUGAGCAGCUGCUAAACAAGAUCACAGAAAACCCAGAAGAUACCACAUCUUUAGAAGCUCGAGUUAUACAAUUGACGGUCAAGAUCAGAAACUAUGAAGAACACAUGCAGAAGCAUCACAAGGACAAGGCUCACAAGCGAUUCCUCCUUAUGACCAUUGACCAGAGAAAGAAGGUACUCAAAAAGCUUUGGCAGACCAACUUUGAGGUGUUUGAGAAGACGUGUAAAGAGCUGGGUAUCGAGUACACAUUUCCCCCUCUGUACUACCGGGCCAAGCACCGACGGUGGAUGGCUAAGAAGGCUUUUUGUAUUAAAGUUUUCCAGGAGGCACAGAAGCUGAAGAAGCAAACAGCAGCACUGAAACGUGAAGGAACAAAGAGGCCAGAAAGUCAGGGAACUUCAGUUUGAUGGCCAGGCUCCAACAAUCCUGUGGCACUUUAUCCAGUCCAAAAAAUAAAUUAAGUUAA
Messenger RNA from Dromiciops gliroides (monito del monte), 665 nucleotides. Its product is annotated as 28S ribosomal protein S15, mitochondrial-like. The record is from RefSeq and is a predicted model, not a curated record. The annotation marks the transcript as partial. Gene Ontology annotation, biological process: translation. Lineage: Eukaryota; Metazoa; Chordata; Mammalia; Microbiotheria; Microbiotheriidae. The transcript has a single exon. Gene Ontology annotation, cellular component: ribosome. Gene Ontology annotation, molecular function: structural constituent of ribosome.